Messenger RNA from Carassius gibelio (silver crucian carp), 4702 nucleotides. RefSeq lists its product as uncharacterized. The record is from RefSeq and is a predicted model, not a curated record. Lineage: Eukaryota; Metazoa; Chordata; Actinopteri; Cypriniformes; Cyprinidae. The transcript has 10 exons. Bases 145 to 4542 code for a protein of 1465 amino acids.
GCCAUUAGUUAUUUAAACACGCACACACAUACACACUCAUGCACAACCACUCACUAGCUGACUUUACAGCGGAAGUCUUUGUCUUAGUUGUCUUCCCUCCCAUCAGAGGACAACGGCACCUUUGAGUUUGGCAGAAGCGUGAAGAUGUCUGUUAAAUCAGACCAUAGCAAGGAUGAGGAGGGGAAUCUUGUGCCGGAGGUUAUGGUUGUGGAGACGAACCGUUUCGGCUUCAUUAUAGGGAAUGGAGAAACUGACAGUGAUGCUCCAUGUCCUGAGUUAGUGAGACACAGAGAGUCCAAGUGGCUCAACCUCAUCACUCAAUGGGAGCAAGUGAUGGAGAAAAAGAGCAACAAGGUCAAAGGUCAGUGUCAGAAGGGCAUCCCAGCAUCCGUCAGGGCGAAGGGCUGGCCACUGCUCUGUGGAGCUAAGGAUAGAAAAGAAAAAAGUCAAGGACUCUAUAAACGUCUCGUCACAGCUCCAGAUCAUCAGGGAUGGACUGAUAUCAUCAAAAGAGAUACAGACAGACAAUUUCCAUUCCAUGAGAUGUUCCAGUCCAAAGACGGUCAUGGUCAGAAGGACUUGCUGGAGGUCCUGAAAGCGUACACUCAGCAUCGUCCAGACGAGGGCUACUGUCAGGCGCAGGGUCCAGUGGCUGCUGUCCUUCUGAUGAACAUGCCUGCCGAGGAGGCGUUCUGGUGUCUGGUGCAGAUUAGUGAGCUCUACCUCCCUGGAUACUACAGCCCUCUGCUGGAAGGUGUUUUAUUCGAUGCUGCUGUCCUCUCAAGUGUGUUAAAAAAACAGUGUCCUGCCGCACACAAACACCUACAGAAUCAGGGGGUGGAGCCUCUCAUGUUUGCCACUGAUUGGCUGAUGUGUCUGUACAGCCGUCACCUGCCCUUCGACACUCUGCUCAGAGUCUGGGAUCUCUUUUUCUGCUGUGGUGUGCGUGUUUUGUUUCAGGUCGCUGUGGUGCUGGUGCGCCGCUGUCUGGGAGAAGGACGCCUGCGGAAAGAGUGUGACGGACAGAUGGAAACCCUGGAAAGACUGCGAGGUGUUAAACAGCGUGUUCAGCAUGAGCAGGCUGAUGCCUUUAUCCAUGAGGUAUGCUCGGUGUCCCUGUCCUUGGCGGACCUGCAAAAACAAACUGAGAAAGAGCUGGAGAAAUGGAAAAAAGAGAGACCAAACUCGACCUUUGACCCGCGAGGACGCUGUCACGGAUACAGAAUGGCAUGGGAGAGAGCACAGGACAAACAAAAGGAACAUGAAAAGAAGGAGCGACCGAAGGGGAGCCUGACUCUUCCUCUCAUGCGCUCACAUUCUUCUCUUUCUCCUUCAAUCCUGCGCAAGAAAUGGAGGAAGAGGAGCAGUAAGACUGACACAGAGGAGUGGGACGGAGGGGGGAGAAAAUUCUCGCAAAGUGUGAUGGAGGAGAGCGACGAGGAGGAGGUGAGGAGGAGGAGUGUGUGCGGUAUCGUCGGGGAGCAAAGGGCCAAAAGGGACAGGCUAGCAGACGAACUCUGCACACACAAAGAUCACAGCACACAUCCCAACAUCUCAGUGGUGGUGUCCUCCGCUAUUGACUGUGAUGUUUUUGAGACGGAGCAUACAGAAACAUCUUUUAACCAACGAAAAGAUAAUACAGAAACAACACGAGGUGAAGAGAAAGACAGGACCACUGGGUGUGAGGUCGAGGAAAGCAUACAGACACAUCAUCACAUACAGGACACAAAUCAAGAUGUACAGUGUACAGAAAUGCAAGGACAUCAGGUUGAACAGAAUAUAGAAAAAGAGAAAAUUCAAGAUGAUCAGAACACAAAUCAAAACGAACAGAAUACAGGCAAACAGACGUGUCAGGAUGAACAGACUGAGAGGAAUUUAGAGACAGGUGGGGAAAGUACAUCACAGGAAGAAGACACACAGACUGACUCCAGUAAACAGGGAGAGGAAAUACGAACAGAAUGCUGCAAACAAGAAGAAGAAACUGAAGGUGUGUUGCCAAACAUCAUAGUGACUGAAGAAAAUGAGGAAAAUAGCCCAGAGAAAGAGGUACAGAUACAUGUUGUCCAGGAUCAAACAUCUAGAGAUCAACAGGAACAUUUGGAAAGGCCAGAAGACAGUUUGUUCAUCCACACAGCUAUAGAGGAAGCUGAGGAGACUCGGCUUGUUUGUGAAAACCGUGCUGAUGCCGACAAGGAGGAAGGGAUUCAGCAAGAGUUUGAUGUACGCCCUGAGGAGACCAUAGAGAUAUCAGACCCGUUAAAGAUGUAUGAGGAGAAAGAUGACAAGAUAUUGGAGGAUGACAGACAAGAUCUAAGCUUAGAAGAGAGUGCUGGUAAAGAAACAUUGCACCCAUCUGAAGCAGUGCUAACAUCAACCUCUUUAAAAAUAGAACAAGAAAGUGAAACCGAGAAUCUGGAUAGAUCAGCAGAUCCUCUACAGCAAUCCCAAUGUGACCUAGAGCACAGUGACAUGGACGCUACUGUUACUUCCGAAGAGAUGGCGCAUUGUCCAACAGAUUCCACAGUGGAGGAUGCAGUAGGAUCUGGCAACCCAGAGCAAAGUGAUGCGGAUUCUGCUGAUCGCACCAUCAUCCUUGAACCUCAGGAGGAGGAUGUAUCAGUAGCAUCUACACACUCUGUUGGCACAUGUAGUAAUAAAGAAAUCAUUGAGAUCAAUCCCAAAAAUAGUGAAGUAAAUGAAUCACUUGAAGCUGAAAAUACAGCAUGUUGUGAAGCCAAUACUGAUGAAUCAUGCAAUCGCACAACCAAUGUAGAGGAUGAUAUUUGUAGAUCGGUUUAUGGAGACAGCACCCAAAUACAUGCUGCUCCUGGAUCAGGAAAUCCUGAAUGCAACAGAAUAGACAUCACUGCUCAAUCUGGCAACCCAGAGAGCAUCAAUGUGUCCGUUUCAAGUGAAUCUGGCAACCCAGAGAACAACAGUGUGCCUGUUACAACUGAAUUUGGCAACACGGAGAGCCACAAUGUGCCUGAUACAAGUGAAUCUGGCAACCCAGAGAGCAGUAAUGUGCCUGAAUCAAGUGAAUCUGGCAACCCAGAGAGCAUCAAUGUGUCCGUUUCAAAUGAAUCUGGCAACCCAGAGAGCAACAAUGUGCCUGAUACAAGUGAACCUGGCAACCCAGAGAGCAACAAUGUGCCUGAUACAAGUGAAUCUGGCAACCCAGAGAGCAACAAUGUGCCUGAAUCAAGUGAAUCUGGCAACCCAGAGAGCAUCAAUGUGUCCGUUUCAAAUGAAUCUGGCAACCCAGAGAGCAACAAUGUGCCUGAUACAAGUGAAUCUGGCAACCCAGAGAGCAACAAUGUGCCUGAUACAAGUGAAUCUGGCAACCCAGAGAGCCACAAUGUGCCUGAUACAAGUGAAUCUGGCAACCCAGAGAGCCACAAUGUGUCCGUUUUAAGUGAAUCUUGCAACCCAGAGAACAACAAUGUACCCAUUUCAAGUGAAUCUGGCAACCCAGAGGAUUCUGCUGUUGGCAACCUUGAAAACAAUGAUGUGCAUGUUACAACUGGAUCUGGCAACCCUGAAUGCAAAAUGACAGAUGUUACUACUGAAACUGAAAAGCCAGAAAGCGAUGGCAUGGAAAUUGCUGUUGGAUCUGACAAUUCAGAGAGCAAUAUAGUUGGUUCUCCUGUUCAAAACCCAGAAUAUAAUGAUGUGCGAGUUACAGCUGGAUCUGGCGACACAGACAGCAAUAUUGUUGAUUCUGCUGUUGAAUCCGGCCACCCGGAUCACAAAGAAGUGCAUGUCACAACUGAAUCAGACAACUCAGAGACCAGCAGAGAGAAUGUAUCCACUGGAUCUACCAACCCAAAACACAAUGAAGUUCCUUCUACAAGUGAAUCUGGCAACCCUGAGAACAAUAUAGUAGAUUAUGCUGUUGGAUCUGGCAACCCAGAUUACAAAGGUGAUCAUAUCACAACCGGAUCUGACAACUCAGAGACCAGCAGAGAGUCCCUCUCUUCAAUUCCAUCUUCAAAAUCCCCAAACGUCCCACCAGCUCACCUCUGCGUGCGCAGGACUUCCAGCUCGAGGGUUUCCUAUCCCACAAUCCUCUCUGAGGACACCUUCAAAGAGCCCCAGCAGCAAGAACUCACACAAUCAGCACAGACAACAGACACACCAACACAAGACCCACACGCUCAGCCCAACUCACUGACAAAGGCAGGCACCCCAAAACGUCUGGGUCUGUUUCGCCGUCUCCGAGGGGAGACCAGUAAAGCCCCCGUCCCCAAAAUCCUCAUCCAGGACUUCAGCGAUAAAGAGGAGGGGCUGACGGCGAAGGAGAGGAGGAGGAGAAAGAGAGAGAAAGAGCGAAAAGAAAGAGAAGAGAAAGACAGAAAGAAACAAGAGAAGGAAAUGGAAAAGGACAAAGAAAAAGAAAGGAAGAAGCCUCAGACAAGAGGAAAGAGCUUCCAGGUGCUCAGCAGGAAGGGAGCAGAUAAUGCCGUGUCCCCCGGGAACAGUAACUCUCAGACAUCUCACGCCAGGAGAAACUCGGCCCCUUUUUCUGACGGUUAUUUUUAAAUAAUCAGAGACUCGAUCACACGUUUGUAUUUCCCAGUGGGAGUGAGAUGUUUUAAUGUGACUUGUGCAAUGAUCUAACGUGGCCUGUUAUAUUCACCGCUUCAUCUCUUAGUUUAAAACCAUAAUUAUUUUCACAGAAAAAUAAAAUCAGGAGGAGACA